Molecule: messenger RNA, 3681 nt
Organism: Jaculus jaculus (lesser Egyptian jerboa)
Lineage: Eukaryota; Metazoa; Chordata; Mammalia; Rodentia; Dipodidae
Gene: Fhip2b
Product: FHF complex subunit HOOK interacting protein 2B
Exons: 17
Coding region: 39-2252 (737 amino acids)
Source: RefSeq, a predicted model, not a curated record
CCGGGAGCCGGAGCCGGAGCCGGAGCCGGGCCGCCAUCAUGCUGAGCCGGCUCGGGGCGCUGCUGCAGGAGGCCGUGGGGGCGCGGGAGCCCAGCAUUGACCUGCUGCAGGCCUUCGUGGAGCACUGGAAAGGCAUCACACACUACUACAUCGAGAGCACAGAUGAAAACACCCCGGUCAAGAAAACGGAUAUCCCCUGGCGGCUGAAGCAGAUGUUGGACAUCCUGGUGUACGAGGAGAGGCAGCAGGCAGCCGCUGGCGAGGCUGGGCCCUGUCUGGAAUACCUGCUACAGCACAAGAUCCUGGAGACCCUGUGCACGCUGGGCAAGGCCGAGUACCCCCCGGGCAUGCGGCAGCAGGUGUUCCAGUUCUUCAGCAAGGUCCUGGCCCAGGUGCAGCAUCCCCUGCUGCAUUACCUCAGCGUCCACAGGCCCGUGCAGAAACUCCUUCGACUUGGUGGGACAGUCUCUGGGUCCCUGCCAGAAAAGGAAGAGUUACAGCUCACCACUGUCCUCUGCUCUAAGAUCCAGCAGGACCCGGAGUUACUCACCCAUAUCCUAGAAGGUAAAAAGAUUGGCAGCAGGAAGAAGGCAUCUAGAGACUACACUGCUCUGCCUAAAGACACAGCCAGCCACAGGGACAAGGACCGUCCCCACAACAGUGCUCCUGAUGGGGAGCACUGUGGGCCCCCAGCUUUGAACAGCUGCCUGCCUGCUGAGUCCGAGGGGCCUGGUGGGCCAGCGGAGAGCAACCUCAUCACCUCCCUGCUGGGGCUGUGCAAGAGCAAGAAGAGUCGGGUGGCCCUGAAGUCCCAGGAGAACCUGCUGCUACUGGUAAGUGUGGCCUCCCCGGCAGCUGCCACCUACCUGGCACAGAGCAGCUCCUGUUGUGUGGUGAUCGCCGAAUACCUCUGCCAGCUGUACCGGUCCAUGCCUGCCUUCCUCGACCCCGCAGACAUUGCUGCUUUAGAAGGCAUCAGCUGGAGGUUACCCAGUGCCCCGUCCGAUGAGGCAUCCUUCCCCGGCAAGGAGGCGCUGGCUGCCUUCCUGGGCUGGUUUGAUUACUGCGACCACCUUAUCACAGAGGCACACAAGGUGGUUGCGGAAGCCUUGGCGAAGGCUGUGGCCGAGAAGCUGUUUGUGGAGACUCUGCAGCCUCAGCUCCUCCAUGUGUCCGAGCAGAGCAUCCUGACUUCCACUGCCCUGCUGACAGCCAUGCUGCGCCAGCUGCACUCCCCUGGGCUGCUCCAGGAGGCCGUGGCCUUUCUCCUGGGCGCCGACCGGCAGCCUGCGGUCCUGGAGGACAGCUCCCGCACCCUAGGAGCGCGCCUCAUAGGGCACUGUGACCAUCUCUCUGAUGAGAUCAGCAUCGCCACGCUGCGGCUAUUUGAGGAACUGCUCCAGAAGCCGCACGAGCGGGUCAUCCGGAGCCUGGUCCUGUGCCACCUUGAGGGCCGCCUGUAUGUGGCCCGGGGCUCGCCGGAGCCUGAGAGCUAUGAGGACACCCUGGAUCUGGAGGAAGACCCCUACUUCACCGAUGGCUUCCUGGAUUCUGGGCUUCAGCCCUGCGCAAAGCCUCACCGAGCUCCAGCCCCAGGUUCUGACGGCAGAACAGCCGUGACGGAGAUCGUGAACAGCUUCCUCUGCCUGGUCCCCGAGGAAGCCAAGACGUCAGCCUUCCUGGAGGAGACCGGAUAUGACACGUAUGUCCACGAUGCCUACGGACUGUUUCAGGAGUGCAGUUCCCGGGUCUCCCCGUGGGGCUGGCCCGUAGGCCCUGCGCCCUUGGACCCCAACGAACCUGAACGGCCUUUCUUUGAGGGCCACUUCCUCCAAGUGCUCUUUGACCGCAUGGCCCGGAUUUUGGAUCAGCCAUAUAGCUUGAACCUACAAGUGACCUCAGUCCUGUCCCGGCUCGCUCUCUUCCCCCACCCCCAUAUCCAUGAAUACCUCCUGGAUCCCUACAUCAGCCUGGCUCCUGGCUGCAGGAGCCUGUUCUCGGUGCUUGUCAGGGUGAUCGGGGAUUUAAUGCAAAGGAUUCAGAGGGUGUCCCAGUUUCCGGGCAAACUGCUUCUGGUACGCAAGCAGCUGAUGGGCCAGGUCCCUGGAGAGCAACUGGACCACCAGACCCUCCUCCAGGGCGUGGUGGUGCUGGAGGAGUUCUGCAAGGAGCUGGCUGCCAUCGCCUUUGUCAAGUUUCCUCCGCAUGCUCCUCACCUGAACCUCUCUCCACCCCCGGAAGGGCAAGUCUGAGCCAGGAGGAUGACGAGCAGGGGAGACUCCUGUCCGUACCUCUGCCCACGGGCUGCCUCCUGCCUGGCCCUGCUGCCACCCUCUCCUCCACGCUGAGGGCUUCGGCUCCUGGGCUGACCGCAGCAGACCUUGACCUUGCUGACCACAGAACCCUGGGUUUCAGAGAGGGCCUGAGGAGCCAGGAGCUGGCUUCCCAGACAACAUGCUGUCUUUGGGGACCUUCUUGGAGCAGCUGGGGAGAUGGCCAGCAAGCACUGUCCGCUGACCCUCGUGUAUUAUGUGACCCUCCCCAUACUGUCCAUGUUUGACUAAGGCCACAACUUGGGACAACAGCAGAAGCAAUAGGAAGCAGUUGUUGGCUCUGAGGCUGACCCGGGCCAGAGCGCGAGGGCCUGGGAGCCUUGCCUGUGGCACUUUAGGUACCAUGGAAGCUGCUGAGACACAACAGGUUUCUUUCCGGCCUCCCUGGUGAAAGAGCAGCGAAGGAGACUGAGGGGAAGCCCCUCUCCUCCUCUGCCCUCCUGGAGACUGUUGCAAAAUUCCCAACCACCUCAUGGCAAAUGCCCAAAGCAUGCUCCGCGCCCAGGCGGGGGCAGCUGCUAACGAGAACCUUGGCGCAGCUGCAGCCGGGGCGGGUGAGGGCCUUGGAGUCGGAUGCCAGGCUUCAGCUCCAGCUGGUUCCUCUCUGGCGCCUUCCGAACCCGUCUCAGCAGGUCCAUAACACCUGGGCAGAGAGGUCAGCGACCAAGGGAGGUGGGCCCUGCCCUCCAAAUCCUGCCUAGCACCCAGGGCUCCCAAUGGGGGAGCGCAGGAGCUGGGGGCACAAGCAGAGUAAGGUACCCCCUGACUCCAGACCCCUAAUGCCUGCAGGGAGCAGCUGAGGCACAGCUAACUGGCACUGGUGUUGUUCUCCGGGUGCCCUCUGUGGCUGGAGCCGCCACCCCACCCGGCCUGAAUCUGUCUCGACCUGCAAGAACACACGGGCGGCGCCAGGCAUUACCUCACAGCAGGACUGUAGCGCGGGCUUAGCUCCUGGGCAAGGAGGAGCAGGCCAGAGCCCCUUUCGCUUCCUUUUCCUGCCCAUGCCGCUUCUAGAAGCCGGGCACGGGUUGCCAAGAGGUGACAUGAAAGAGGAGGAAACUCGGUGACCUCUACCUCUCCCGCAUUCCUUCUGGCGGGGGAGAACUUUUCUGGCGCUCCAAAGCAUCAUGCACACACGUGUGCGUGCGCGUGUGUGCGUGCACAAGAGUGCUGGGGUGGGCAAGGAGCGGCUCUCGGCGGGAAGAUUGAGUCUCUAUUCUCAGACUCGUUAAGAUGGGCGAGGGUCUGGGUGUGACAGACCUUCUGCCUCUAAUCACGCACUUUGGGAUUUUCACGGUGUCUUCCCAGACAGCACAGCAAUAAACAGUGUGAUUGCGUGACACGGUGA